AUGUCGUCCCAUGGUGGACAGCAGAAUUUCCCAUUCGGCUACGAACAAGAGAACAUCCAUGGAAUCGGCCUGCCCGAGUUUAUAACCCCAGGCCCACCUCCGGGUCAACCUCUCCUCAACGCCGUUGAGAACCACAACCUCGACCAAUUCUUUAAUGACUUCGACCAAAAUGCUGCAAGCAAACAAUUCGGCAACGCACAAUUCGUGCCCACGGCGCAUAACCAAUACUUUACGAUGCCGCCGACCUUUGUGGGAUCAGAGACGGAUUUGGGCAACCACCCUGUGAUCGAUCCCAACCAUCUACAAGGAGGAUUUCAAUACGGCGAUGGCAUGCUUGAUCCUCUCGGACAGCAACAUGCGCUUGAUAAUAUGCAUGGUCAAGCAUACAAUCAGACGGGAUUUCACAACACACUCAUUGAUCAACUCCAGACCGCGGCCUCGAUGCAGCCAGCUUUUGGGCCUGCUUGGCAGCAGCAACAAGCGUUCCCUCCACCCAACAUGAUACAUGCUCAGCAACAAGGUCGACAGACGGUAAACUUCGGCACGGACUCUCGCUUCCAACCCAGCGGCUAUGCUGCGCCAAAUAACCCCAUGGACCCAGACAUACCUCAAGCUAUGAAAAUGCACCCGAUGGAUUGGUUUGAACCUGCCAGCGCGAGCACUACACAACCCAACACAAGACCAAACACACGGCCAAACACACAACCAUCAAGUCCUGUCUGGCAGAAGAAGCGGACGUUCGACGAGUUCCAGCAAGAUCACACCCGCAACGGGACCAUCAAGCCUACCACGGGCACAAUCCAGCCUACUCCACCACAAUCCGAUACCCGACGAAAACGCAGUUCUGUCACAAAGCGUGAGCCAUCAUCACAGCCGCGGACACCGCUGUCGAAAACUAAGUCACAGACGUCCAUGACCACCGAGAAUGCUAGAAUGGACGAUCACGAAGAAGAUGCCGAGGCAGAAGAAGAGGAAACCAGAUCACCCUCACCGGCCCCGUGGCCAGCGAAUAAGGCUCGCCCUCCACGGAAGACGCCCCCACCUCCAAAGCCCCCUCGGAAAAAGAAAGGCACCCCGAACACAUCGACGACAGUCAAACCUAAAUUGAAGCACCAGCCUUCUUCCAGCGGGUCCAAGGUCGCAUCCAGCAGAACUCCCCUGUCUCUGGAACAAAAGAAGGCCAAUCAUACCAACUCCGAGCAGCGUCGACGAGAUGCUACUGCUCGUUCUUACGCCGAACUGUAUGACCUUGUGCCAGAACUAGAGGACAUAGGGAAGCAGAGUACCAUGAAAAAACUUGAAGUCGUGGUGGCCAAAGUCCAACGUGUCAAGCAGACAGUGGAAGAUUUGAGGCUGAAGUUAGGUCUCGAUCCUGUAUCUGGAAGACCUAUGAAUGCUGGUGCGCAAGGUGCUCUGCUACACAGCGAUGUUCAGGGUUGGCGCUCAUGA
Messenger RNA from Exophiala viscosa, 1449 nucleotides. RefSeq lists its product as uncharacterized. Gene Ontology annotation, molecular function: protein dimerization activity. The transcript is spliced from 2 exons. The record is from RefSeq and is a predicted model, not a curated record. Lineage: Eukaryota; Fungi; Ascomycota; Eurotiomycetes; Chaetothyriales; Herpotrichiellaceae. Bases 1 to 1449 code for a protein of 482 amino acids.